AUGUCCUUUAUCACUUCUGCACCAGGGAAGGUAAUCAUAUUUGGUGAACACUCUGCCGUUUACAAUGAACCGGCUGUCGCUGCUAGUGUCUCCUCUUUAAGAGCAUACACUCUUGUCGAAAGACUCCCAGGGAAAAGCUCCAUUGCGUUGAAUUUCCCAGAUAUCGACUUCUCUCAUGAGUGGAGCCAUCAAGAGAUUGACAAGUUGCUCAAUUCUGAACAUGGAAAGAAACUGAUAUCCGUGGCUCAAGGUGAUACAAAAAACUUGAACCAAGAACUGGUUGACUUGUUAGAUGCUGAUUUACUUUCGAAUCUGAAGGAUUCGUUCCAUUACCAUGCUGCAUUCUGCUUCUUGUACUUGUACAUAUGUUUAUGUCCGUCGGUUACCGGUGUGGCAUUUUCCGUCAAGUCGACAUUGCCAAUUGGUGCCGGAUUAGGUUCAAGUGCUUCGAUCUCGGUGUGCUUGGCUUUAGCCAUGUUGAAGUUGGGUGGUUCUAUCACUAGUGCUGACUGCUUGACGGAAAAUGACAAGAAAUUGGUCAACAGUUGGUCUUUUAUUGGUGAGACAUGUAUUCACGGCACACCUUCCGGGAUUGACAACGCAGUGGCAACUUAUGGUAAUGCUGUCUUAUUCAAGAGGGAAGAAGACGGCUCGACUGAUUUCAAGUUUUUGGAAUUCCCACAAAUCCCUAUGAUUUUAUCAUACACCAAGAUCCCAAGGACAACUAAAGUUCUAGUUAACAACGUCCGUGAGCUCUUUAACACUUUCCCAGAUAUUGUGAAGCCUAUACUCGGAGCAAUGGGGAACUUGGCUCUCAUUGGGACUGCUUUACUAGAACAUCUUUCUGAAAAUGGGGAAGAAAAUUACAGUAAGCUACUACAAUUGAUACGAGUUAAUCAUGGUUUACUAGUGAGUCUCGGUGUUUCCCAUCCUGGUUUAGAAACAAUCAAAUCGUUGAGUGACACACUGGGUAUCGGUGAGACUAAACUUACCGGCGCAGGCGGUGGUGGCUGUUCACUAACAAUCUUGAAACAUGGAAUCCAGAGAAAAGAGAUCGAUGAUUUCAAAUCGACAUUGGAGACUCAGUAUUGUUACGGUACUUAUGAAACUGAUCUAGGUGGGAUGGGCUGCUCUUUUGUGAAUGUUAGCGAUAUCGCACCAAACGACGCUGACUUGAUCAGGAAUGUGUUCACAAACACCGAGAGCUCGAGAGAAGAAAUCGAUAAUGCUUUGUUACCAUCAACGUCCAACAUAACCUGGAUUUGCUAG
Tetrapisispora phaffii CBS 4417 is the source of this 1269-nucleotide messenger RNA. RefSeq names its product mevalonate kinase (gene ERG12). Bases 1 to 1269 code for a protein of 422 amino acids. NCBI's taxonomy places the organism in Eukaryota, Fungi, Ascomycota, Saccharomycetes, Saccharomycetales, Saccharomycetaceae. The transcript has a single exon. Gene Ontology annotation, molecular function: mevalonate kinase activity; ATP binding. Gene Ontology annotation, biological process: isoprenoid biosynthetic process; ergosterol biosynthetic process. Gene Ontology annotation, cellular component: cytoplasm. The record is from RefSeq and is a predicted model, not a curated record.